Molecule: messenger RNA, 243 nt
Organism: Penicillium pulvis
Lineage: Eukaryota; Fungi; Ascomycota; Eurotiomycetes; Eurotiales; Aspergillaceae
Exons: 2
Coding region: 1-243 (80 amino acids)
Source: RefSeq, a predicted model, not a curated record
AUGUUUAUCUCUUCUGGCACCGGCACCAGAGGUGAUUGGGUCUUGGAACGUCCAAAAGGGAUCGGUAUCACGAUUGUAUCGUUUGCAGUUUUAGGUACUGGUCCGAUUGCUGGACAGCUUCUCAGUGACGAGGGUGGAACUGGUUAUGUCCCAAUGCAGUUGUUUACGAGGAUUUCUCUGGUUCUUUCUGGUGGCUUCUAUCUAGCCACGAGGCUUUUAGUGUCCCGUGAUAGAUGGAUUUGA